Molecule: messenger RNA, 3614 nt
Organism: Ostrinia nubilalis (European corn borer)
Lineage: Eukaryota; Metazoa; Arthropoda; Insecta; Lepidoptera; Crambidae
Gene: Dorsal
Product: embryonic polarity protein dorsal
Exons: 8
Coding region: 578-2788 (736 amino acids)
Biological process (GO): cellular response to stress; innate immune response; response to cytokine
Cellular component (GO): cytoplasm
Molecular function (GO): DNA-binding transcription factor activity, RNA polymerase II-specific; RNA polymerase II cis-regulatory region sequence-specific DNA binding
Source: RefSeq, a predicted model, not a curated record
CCCCGCCGGCCAAUCGCUGCCAGUGUACUGAAGUGUGACGUUCGGCUUUCACGCACACCAAUACGAUUUAUCAUCAGUUUUUUGACAUUCACUCGUCGAAGAAGUAGUGCAACUUUGUUAAAUUAGUGCCAAUCGCUGAAUUUUUCUGUUUAUUGUGGACAAACGUUCUCAAUUUAAUGUGAAUCAAAUAAAUUUUAACAUUAGGGUACGUCGAAAUUCACAUUCUAACCUGUGAGCAAUUCUUGGAAGCGCGUUUGCAGCGAUCGAGACGAGACCUUGAUAACUAGUUCUUUGGACGAGCGAAGAGACAGUUAUUAUAGGAUCGUUCAUGCCCGUGGAGGUAUGUUUUUAGUUUACAAUCUGUGAAAACGAUCGUGUGUGUUUUAGUUUUGUUUCUAAUCCGUUUGGAGUAUACCAUAACUGUGGUGUGGAGUGCGUCUCAAGUUCACUGCGCAGGGAUUCUGCAACUGGGAAGUGCGAAUGUACCAGUCAUGACGAAGUUAUAAAUAUGUGCGUUUUGAUAUUGUCGCGUGCGGGAGGACGGCUGUGAGGCGUCCCCGCGGAGUACCGUAGUGCCAUGGACGUCGGCGGAGAAGGCGUGGCCCCCGAUGCGGUCGUAGUGCAUAAUGCCGGCGACCAGAGCGCCCACCUGAGUGAUGUUUUUGAGGUGAUCUCGCAGGCGGACCCGUCGUUCGGCGCGGGCGCAGCGGGCGACGCGCACGGCAUCAUGGCGCAGGCCCCGGCGCCCUACGCGUACAUCAUCGAGCAACCCGCGCCCAAGUCGCUCAGGUUUCGCUAUGAGUGCGAAGGGCGGUCAGCGGGUUCGAUUCCCGGCGUGAACAGCACGCAGGAGAACAAGACGUUCCCCACGAUCAAGGUCUGCGGCUACAAGGGCUGCAUGGUCAUCGUGGUGUCAUGUGUCACCAAGGAGGAGCCCUACAAGCCGCACCCCCACAACCUGGUGGGGCGCGACUGCCAGAUGGGCGUGUGCACGGUGAAGGUGCGCACCGAGGGCGACGCCGACGCCUGCCAGGUGCAGUUCAAGAACCUCGGCAUCCAGUGCGUCAAGCGCCGCGACAUCGCCGACGCGCUGCGCACGCGCCAGGAGCUGCGCGUCAACCCCUUCAAGACGGGCUACGCGCACCGAAGCCAGCCGCAGAGCAUCGACCUGAACGCGGUGCGGCUGUGCUUCCAGGUGUUCCUCACCGACGACGCAUACAAGGUGCAGCGCGCGCUGCCGCCCGUCGUCUCUGACGUCAUCUACGACAAGAAGGCCAUGUCCGACCUGCUCAUCGUGCGCUCCAGCCAUUGCUCUGGAAGCGUCAAGGGCGGGACCACCGUCAUUCUGCUGUGCGAGAAGGUGACGCGUGAGGACACAGAAGUGUGGUUCUUCUUAGAAGAGAACGGCGCAGUGGUGUGGUCGGAGCGUGGACACAUCGACUACGUGCACAAGCAGCUUGCUAUAGUACUCAAGACGCCGCCCUACCGCGACCAGCGCCUGGACCACCACGUUACUGUCCAGUUCCAGCUGCAGCGGCUGUCGGACGGCGCCAAGAGCAACGCCUACAGCUUCGAGUACAUCCCCAACGUGCAAGGUACCCGUAAGCCGCUGCCCGACCUCGCCUCCCUCGCGCUACUACUGUCAGACACAAACCCCGCCCCAAAUCCCGCCCCUAACCCUACAGACACAAACAACAACAACCGCGACAAAGACGCACUCGUCAGCUCCACCAGCGACUCUUAUUCUGACCAUACCACGCCCCUCGACACAAACGGCGACGCCUCAGAAGCGCUCCUCCCCGAUUCCAACGAAAAAAGCCUCGACGAUCUCCUCGAUCAAGUCGCGGAGCUCGACGAGAUUUACACCGAGAAUCGCACGCGUUUAGAAAACAUCACGUCAAUGCAAACAGACGACGACAUGGAAGACUUCAACGACGCUGGAACCUACACCAGUCUCCAACUCGCCUUCAAAAACCCAAUAACAAUAACUGAGCCGGAAUCGCUUCCAUACGAGGACGUCCAAGUCCACAGCUACCGCGGCCCGAUUAUAGAGUUUGCGCCGCUCAAACGCGACACCGAUGAUGAUGAUAAAGCCCCCCCGUUGCCCCCGAAACGCGUCCGCAAACCCUCGACGGAACCGUUUAAGACGAGCCAGACCUCAGUUGACAGCAUCCUCAAGCCGGGCCGCCAAAUACCUGUUACUAGAAACCCUGAGGUCCUGCGCCGUGAUCGCACUGAGUUGUCUGUAGCACGCAGCGAGCCGGCUUUACCUCCGGUCAAGAAGCGGUCGUUCUUCUCGCGUCUAUUUAGGCGAAAAGAGAAGUCUCCCGCUCCGAGCGUUAAAUCGGAAGGCAGAAAGGAGAAGAAGUCCAAACCAGUCGGAAGAUCGGUCAGCAGCGUUUCCGGGCUGCGACCUUCUAAGUUCAAAUCCUCAGUAUCGCAUACGUCUCUGAAAGACAACGCGUCGGGAGCCGGUCUAAGCUACGCGGACAGUAUCACACAUAUCUCCCUACACGGUGACGGUGAAGAUGACCGCUCGCAGGCGUCUCUUCGUCGUCCUGCCAGCCUGGCGCCUCUACCGCCGACAGAUGGCGGCACCAUCUUGGUAGCGGAAAGCGUCCUCGCAUUAGACGCGUCGGCCUUCAAAAAGCUCCAAGACGAUCUCGAUUUAACCGACGCGGAACACUACGCCCUGUAUAUGGCUGUAGCGCCGCACGCGACGGUUUCAGAGUUCGACGAGACCAGUUGCUACUACUCGCCGGUAGAUGGCAGCAAAUUUCAGAAUUAAAAUUAAUAAAAAAAUAAAAAAUGGUUCUAAAAAGGCCUAUUCGAAAGAAGGCAGCUAUUAAAGAUAAUUCUAUUUUAAAUAUUGAGGCAGCUAAAUUCUUAUUGUAGUGUAGGUACUUAAUAAAAAGCUUCUAUGAGGCAGCUAUAAACGCUGAUAAAAUCGGCUAAUGAAUAAAAUAUCCUUACUAGUCUUUCUAGUCUUAUAGUAAAUAUAAAUUUCAACCACCGCUAUCGAAAAAUAGGCUCAAAUACGUACAAAAACUGCUUAUUUGUUUAACCAUUACUUCGCUGUGACGCUCGGCACAACACAGAAACUAAACACACACAUACACUUGAGUAAGCCAAAAUGUACUUAGGCAUACUCUGUACAUACAAUUCCUUUCCCUUCCCGUCCCCAAUGCCAAAUUUUUCGAUACCUUUUACACUGUAAUUGCGAAAGAUUCCAAAUAUUGUCUUCAAAGUCUUAUUUUUCUUUUCAACGGUAUAAACUGAUGAUCCCAAAGAAAGAGUGAAUAAGUGCCCAAAUGUUUCAAGGGUGUAUUUAUUCAUUGGAUAAUCACUACAACUGUAGUCAAUAUUACAUAGUUUGCAAUCGCAUUACUUGAAAGGUUGUAUUUGGUAUUUAAUUAACAUCAAUUUGUAUCGUUGAAUGGAAUCGAGACUUCUUUUUGAACUCUGUACUUAAUUUUAAUGUUUGUGUCGUUAUAUCUAACGUGUGAUUGAUAUGUUCUAGAUAAAGAGAUAAUACUAGGCCUUAAGCGACGGAAGAAACUGUCGCACACUUUACAGGAAUACGAUGAGAGUAAGUGUAUUUUUAUGCAUUUUUG